Messenger RNA from Echinostoma caproni, 2409 nucleotides. NCBI's taxonomy places the organism in Eukaryota, Metazoa, Platyhelminthes, Trematoda, Plagiorchiida, Echinostomatidae. The record is from the annotation of a GenBank genome assembly.
AUGUAUAUUUCCCAUCUUGUAGAGACAUCGCGGGAGAAGCGACGUCAGUUCAUCUUGGACUAUCUCGCCAAGUUUGGUUUGGUCACAUCGGUGACUGAACUGCGUCAUCUGAUCUGGAAUCAUGAGGAGUCACUGGGUCUCAAAAUGAAAAUGGAUCGCAAAUCUUUAGGGCGCAUUUUAGAUGAUUUACUUCGGGCGAAAGAAAUCAUCAUUCACACCGUGUCGUCGAUUCAAGGCGACAUGCGUUUCAUUUGUUCUCCUACCAUUCCCAAAGACCACCCGUCAGUGCUCGCUGCCGUUCACUCGUUGGAUUUAGCAGUUCUGAAGAAGCGAACCAAAUUGGAACAGCUCAUGGAUCCAAGCGAUGAGCAAGUAUCUGUUGCGAACGAGAUACAUCCACUUUCUGAUGAGUCAAUGAAAAUGGCACCGUUGCAGCUACCGCAUUUUCCCAAAGGACGUCGACGAUGUAUGCUGCAUGAAUUUUUGUACUAUGUCACCUAUCUGGUUCCUCAUGACACUAAACCAGUCGCACCGGCGACCGACGAACUUCCCGCGGCUUACGGUGCUGAUGAUUCCUGGGCACGAUUUGUGGGUCCCGUCCCUCCUCCAUUAGGUCUACCUUCUGGCUGGUUUGCCAUGAAUGAAGUGGUGUGCGCCAUGCCUUUUGGCCUUUACUUGCAAAUACUGAGUCCACCCAAACUGCCACGCAUUCUGUUCCGUUGGCUUGGUAUGAACAAUCAUUUGGUUGACCUAAAGCCGGACGAAUUGGCUCGAUUGGAUGAGGAUCUUCGAAAAAGUGGUCAUCCGGACUUGCCGUUAACCACCUUAUUACGGAUUCCUAUGAGUCGCCUUCAGGCCCCAGGAGGCGGGUCGGGUCGUCUCUAUUCGUGGUUGACGUCACAAUCCAAACUGAAUUCAAUGCGACGCGCGAUUGAGGAAUUGACAUUACAUAACUUAGUUGCUGUGCUUGAACGUAAAACACCAGAGGGACGCAUUGUGCCCACCGGCUUUGUUAAACGCUAUGCAUCUCUCCUGGACACUCGGUAUGCCUCUCCAGGGCGAUAUUUAUUGACCGAAAUGAAGGACUGCUAUAUACUUCACUUUCAUUUUGAAAAUCCAAGCGAUGUAUCAGCUUAUUGGGAGACUUGCGAAGUGAUUUGUCGUUAUACUCCUCUCGGCGUUCGCAUGCUCAACGAUCCAUUAGAUAUAAACAAGCUUCCUUACGGAAGCAUUCAGUCCUAUCGCACCCCGGAGGAAGUUGUAGACGAUGGCUCCCUGCCAAAGUUGCCUUGGCAAGAAGAUAUAUCUGAUUGUCGGUCGACUACCCUUGACGGGCUGAUUGUGGCUCCAUGUGGCGCUGCUGGUCUUCAUCCUAUGGAUUUCUUUCAUCGUCAUCAGAAUUGGAAUGUGUCUCGGCGUGCUUACACGGGUCCGUACAAACGUCGAAGACCAGCUUCUUCUUCUUCGUCCUCUUCAACCGGUAGUGAAUCUGAAUCGAUCGCAGAAUCCGAAGACAAGACGUCUAAUCGGGACAUGAUUCUCAGAACAAAGCGCAUAACACACACAUUCUGGCCGGGGCCGGAUCUGCUUUUUGAAUAACAUAUUCUGCGUCAUUGUAUCUACAAUACAAUUGCUUGGUGGUGUAGACCGCCCGCACAUGUGGAUCCCGGCGGUUCAAACCCGGCUAAUCGCCCUUCCAUAAUCUCUUGUUCUUCCCUUCGGCAGUCACCUGAGAAGGCUCCUCUGGCGUGCAGUCGUCGGGUAAAGUUCAUCCUUUUCCACAAUAGUACCGAAACUAUGGCAGCCAACAUCCUCCUGACGCGUGUAUCCAGUCGACCAGACUUUCAAAAGUAUAAUCGUGGAAGGGCAAAGUGGCAGGAACUAUACAAGUCCUCUCCAAGCGAAGGUCAGCGGAUAUUUCGGGAGGUCGUUGAACGCAUAAUCACCGAAUUCGCUCCGCGCCUUAAUCGACUAAAGAAACGCAAACGGCUGCAGAUGGAAUCAGGAGAAACGGCAGUACCAGUGGCGAAACAAAAAAGCAAAAAACCUCAACUCAAUGGUGCAACAGAAACACUUUCCCAAUUGACCCAUCAACCUGCGUCAAAAACGACUGCAAUUCUUGUGACCGGAAAACGGGAAACAAUCGAGUCGAUAUAUGAUCUGGUCAGCAUCAGUGGAACAAAAACUGUUCAAGGUUUGGAGGAUAUGGGAACCAGUCGUGCGUCAGUGGCCGUCUUUACACUUUAUAACUACAUUUUGUCGUCCUAUCGCUUCCCGAUAGAGAUAUCAAAACCGUUCGACUUUGACCUGUUUGCUCGAGUCACUCGUCAGUAUCCCCGAUUGCAACUGAGCGAUACGAUCUCGUUACUUCUGCUCAGCCGAAUUGUCACACAGAUGAAGUUUCAGGCG